Molecule: messenger RNA, 1851 nt
Organism: Anopheles aquasalis
Lineage: Eukaryota; Metazoa; Arthropoda; Insecta; Diptera; Culicidae
Product: major facilitator superfamily domain-containing protein 8-like
Biological process (GO): transmembrane transport
Cellular component (GO): lysosomal membrane
Molecular function (GO): transmembrane transporter activity
Source: RefSeq, a predicted model, not a curated record
AAUGAAACUAGAGAUAAGCCAGCACGCAGGAGCCGAUUAAAACCGGCAAAAGGUCGACCGUACCACGUAGAUAGGUUUGCGAUUGUGAUUGCAAUCAGUCCAGUCAUAUUUGCUCACAAAACAGGUUCUUCGUAUAACGCCAAACUGUAUGUUGUGGGGUCUCAUAAAUCAUAACCAGAGCAUGUUUAUGCUUCGAGUAGUCUUUCGAUACAUAGCAUUUUUCAGUUCUGAAACGGUUAGCAGAAACUUGUUUUUUGCUUGUGGUGGGUAGUUAAAAGGGUUUGCAAGAGACUGUGAACUGCAUUCGCUCGUACUGAGGUGUAAAACAAUAAGUAUUCUUGGCAGAGUCACUUAUGUGAUACAGUCAUGGAGCGUUUGGAAAAUUGUAUUCGUCCGAGACAAAAUCUAAAAGAUCGUCAAAGCAUGCUAGAAACCGACGAGGAAUAUUGUGAAAGAUGGAUUACGAUCCGUAUCAUUUAUUUGAGUGGAUUUUUAAUGUUUUUACCCUUCGGCGUGGUGACAACAUCUCUUUGGCCCUAUUUGCAGGAGAUGGAUUCAACGAGUGGAAAAGCAUUUCUGAGUGUGCUAUUUGCUGCUCCACCUGCAGGUCAGCUGCUUUUCAGUCCAUUAAUCGGUUGGUGCUCAAAUCGAAUGUCUUCAGUGAGAAUCCUUUUCGUGUUGUUAACGGCUCUAUACAUAUUUUCCAACGCUCUAUACAGUGUCAUUGAACUAUUCUCCAUACCACAGCGAAAAUAUAUCAUACUGAUUGCUCGUUUUGGUUUCGGUGUAGCUACAUCUAUCAACACGAUUAGCCGGGCAUACAUUUCAGCUGCUACCAAAAUUUCCGAGCGUACAAAGACCAUUGCCAUUUGUUCUUUAUCACAGACAUUGGGGCUAUUAGUUGGACCAAUCCUUCAGUCAUUGUUUUCCUUACUGGGAAAGGAUGGUGUGGUACUUUGUGGAUUGCGCCUAAAUAUGUAUACAUCUGGCGGUUGGAUCUGUGCUUUAGGUGGAACAGUGUACUUAUUGCUUUUGAGUCCAUCAACAUUUGUGCACCGUACCAUAGCAUUCAAAGAAGCACUAAAACACAAAGGCAUUGGCAAAGGUGUAAUGGAAAAUAAUCAGUCGUUGCCAAUGUUUCCCAUUUGUAUGAUAAUCACUGGCUACGGGUUCCUCAUGUUCUUCUACGUAUCUUUCCAAACGACUAUUUCUCCCAUCGCUUUGGAUCAAUUUUCCUGGAGCCACGAAGAAUCACUAUACUAUCUCGGCAUGCUCCUGACGGUGGGAACAUUAUGCUCGUGUUUGAUAUAUCUGUUGCUACCUUAUUUAAGUAAAAAGUACCACGAACACAAUGUGCUUGUCUACUUUGCUAUUCUUCCAAUGUUUCUUAGUCAAGUGAUGAUGAUUCCGACAGGGCAGCAGAAAAUAGAAAUAACUGAUUCGGGGAGUGGCAAUAGCACUGCGACAUUAUUCGGAUGCACACAAGAGGGGUGGUGCAAUUCGGUUCCCACAAUCAGUCGUUACCAGUUGUCCAUUUCUUAUGGUAUGUUGUGUGUUUCGUUUUCGGUAGGAAUUGCAAUAACUCAGACAAUUCUUUCCAAACUACUUGGAGCUCGGCCACAGGGCCAUUGGAUGGCAUUAUAUACUAGUGUUGGAGGUAUAGCAAGAAUCAUUGGUCCGGGUACCAUGUUGGUUUACAUUAAAUACGGUCUGUAUUAUCUGUUUGGUUUAGGAUCGAUUGUCGCUGGAGUAAUGCUAAUUUGGAUCUGGUUUUACAGGGAAUUUUUACAUGCCCGUACAAAACUAGCUACAAAAGUACCCGAAGAACAAGAACUUGCUAAUUUUCAAUAA